This is a messenger RNA of Fundulus heteroclitus (mummichog), 1291 nucleotides long. RefSeq lists its product as uncharacterized. The transcript has 4 exons. NCBI's taxonomy places the organism in Eukaryota, Metazoa, Chordata, Actinopteri, Cyprinodontiformes, Fundulidae. The record is from RefSeq and is a predicted model, not a curated record. Bases 378 to 1097 code for a protein of 239 amino acids. Gene Ontology annotation, cellular component: cytosol.
AAUAUACCAAGGGGGUGAAUACUUUUGCAAGGUACAGUAAAACACUUUUGGUUUCCAAAGGAUAUUACUAAGCGGUUUAUCACGGCCCGCAGCAUCACCGUCUGAUCUCAUGUUGGGAAAUGUGGUCCACUCUCUUUCCUCUUUUUCGUUUGUCUCCGUCUGAUGAAGACAAAUCGUGUAAUAUCCUAUUUUCUGAAGCUGUUGGGUAACAUCAGCACAUCAACGUUUGCCCAAACUGCAGCAACCCGUUGCUGUUUGGACAUCAAAUGACGACAGAAAAUGUGCGCGGCUCCACCCUGACCGUUCCUUUAAAAGCAAACUCUCUGAUGUGCAAGAACACUGCAACGUCCGACGGACACUGAAGGCAUCUCUGAACGAUGGACUCAGGAAGGAAGUUCUGGUUCCAAGCAGGCUGGUUGGCUGUGGGCCUCCUGUCCGCCUGCUGCGGCCUCCCAACAGAACCGAAGGCUCGUCCUGGAGAAGUCCAGGACGUCUACGACUCUCUGUGGACCAACAACCUGGAUGUGGCGGAGCAGACGCUGGCCACGCCCUUCCUGCAGCACAUGCAGUUUGGUGACCUGCAGGCCGACGACUACGUCAGCUUCAUGAUCCAGGACAUCAACUACCUGCUGAAUGUGACCGACCUGCUGAAGGAGAUGGUGCAGAAGGUCAAGAGCCCCGACGACCUGAAGACCUUCAUGGAGAAGAGAUACCAGAGCUACAAGCAGUUUGCAGACCUGAUGCUGACGCAGUUCAACCUGAACUCCCUGCCGGACAUCAAGCCCAUCCCAGCCAUGGAGAAGUACCUGGCAGACUACAAGGCCAUCAUGGAGAAGGAGAAGCCCAUCUUCUUCGCUGUGAGCCUGCUGCCCUGCUCCCGGCUCUGGAUCUGGCUCGCCAACCAGCUCAAGGAGACGUACGGCAACGCCUACUUCGUCUGGAAGAAGAACAACAUGCACGGCAACCCGGAGAAGCACUACAGAGCUCUGCUCAACAAGUACCUGAAGACCCCCGACAAGGUCAAACGGGCCAACCAGAUCUUCCGCCAGCAAAUGCAGAACGAGAAGAACUUCUUCUCCGCCUCGCUGCAGGAGUAGAACCGGGGUCCUUACGGGUCACUCACUCCGGUACGUCUGGUACCGGAUUACUAGAGAGAGAAGGUCCGGUCCUGCAAACAGCAGAAAUAUGUUAAAUGUUUACAGCUCUGUUAUUUAAUUAUAUUUAUGAAUCUGUUUGGCUUCUGGCUGCUUCUGAAUCAAUACAAUUAAACAAGAGUCUGGCUCUAAUGACG